Molecule: messenger RNA, 1669 nt
Organism: Alosa sapidissima (American shad)
Lineage: Eukaryota; Metazoa; Chordata; Actinopteri; Clupeiformes; Clupeidae
Gene: rbm18
Product: RNA binding motif protein 18
Exons: 6
Coding region: 144-716 (190 amino acids)
Molecular function (GO): RNA binding
Source: RefSeq, a predicted model, not a curated record
CUGGAAACGAGUGAAAUAUUCGAUCGGCAAGUUAUUUUGAAUGCCGUAAUUAUGUGUUAACGGCACAGUAGUAUAUCCAAUCAGUCGGUUUGUCGCUGUUUGUUUUUCAUCGGUAAACGACGUCCCACCACGGCCGGUGCCAGAUGUCUGCAUCAGCGGAGACACUGGAGAAUGCCUCCAUCCUGUCAGACAGUGCAGCACAUGAGGGACACCGUCUGUGGAUUGGAAAUAUCGACCCCAAAAUCACAGAGUACCACCUGGUGAAGCUGUUGGAGAAGUUUGGCAAAGUGAAGCAGUUUGAUUUCCUCUUCCACAAGUCGGGGCCCAUGGAGGGCCAGCCUCGGGGUUACUGCUUCGUCAACUUUCACACAAAAGAGGAGGCUGAGCGCGCCAUUCAGUGUCUCAAUGGGAAGCUGGCUCUUUCCAAGAAGCUUGUUGUGCGUUGGGCCCACGCACAGGUAAAGAGGUUUGAGCCCUUCAGAGGAGAUAAAAACAUGCCGGCGAGCCUGGAGCCAUCGUGUAGCGUUCCUGAGGAGGUGUCCACCAACCUGAGCUUGAAUGCAAAGAUCCGAGCCAUCGAGGCCAAGCUUCAGAUGAUGGAUGAGAACCCCGAUGAAGAGUAUGCAGGACCCUCCCCGUACCUCUAUAACAAGCCUCCUGAGAACAAUAAACGGCACCAACCCUACAACAAACCUCACCGCAAAUUCAAGAGAUGACCCAACUCCACAAUGCACACACACAUACACACACAGCUCUUCCCAACCUGCUACUGAUAGGACGACUACCCCUUCACUCUCUCUCUCUCUCACACACACACACACACUCAACACUCACACACUGAAACAGUACCACUGUAUUCCACAAUGCUGAGAUGUUUUCAAUUCAGACUGUAGUCUAAGUAGCCUAGUAGCGGAAAGGUCUUGAGCUCUUUUACAUCCUGUGAUCUUUAUAAGAGGAGGAGGCUGUGCUGUGUAUUUCUGUCCUGCUGUAAAUAUGUGUGUUCUUAACCGAGGUAGCAUACAUGUGUUCUUUUUGUUCAAUUUAAAGAGUUAGGUUGGGGUUUGAAUUAAAUGAUUUUAAAUGCAUAUAUCUCUUGUAGCUCUGUUAUGUUUAUCUAAGGGUGUUUUUGUAAUGUAUGCUCAUUUUUAAGCAAUGUAUUUAUGUUAAGCAUACAUGUAUACACUCAAGUACAUCCUUGUUUUAUCCAGAUGUGGUGCAUAGCCUUCUUUUAAUGUUUGCCUUAAUACGAUUACAUUUGAAUUGUGAAUUAAUGACUCGACAGUAAUUACUUUAAUUAUGUUGCUCAAUAUGGAUAUGGCUAACUUUCAAGUAUUAGCAGUACUGUGCACAAUUUCUCCAGACAACUUAGUCUACUUACAGGGCACAUAGUUGGUUCUAUCCGGAUUUGAAAUCGAAACACCUUUCCUCCGUCAAAACUCACCUGCUGGAUUUAAGGGCUUAAACACAAUCUAGUCCGUUUGAAGAUUGUUGAUGGCGUUGCCACUCUUCGAUAAGGGUCUGCAAUGCUUGUAACCACAAUUUAGUUUUUUGCUUCUGUUUUUUUCCUGGAAAAUUGUCACCUUCACUUUUUAUAGGAACAUCAAUUUUUCGUUAUGUCAAAUGCCAUUAUAGGCUAUAAUAAUGAUAAUAAAAUAAAAUUCAGACGAUC